This is a messenger RNA of Penaeus vannamei (Pacific white shrimp), 451 nucleotides long. Its product is annotated as cuticle protein 8. Lineage: Eukaryota; Metazoa; Arthropoda; Malacostraca; Decapoda; Penaeidae. The record is from RefSeq and is a predicted model, not a curated record. Gene Ontology annotation, cellular component: extracellular matrix.
GACUUUUCUCGCUUGUUGUUCACACUCCUCGCUCUCUUAUCGAAGAUGAUCUCCAACAAGCUUAUCAUGGCAACUGUGAUCCUGGCGGUGGCAACAGUUGCCCUGUCGGCGCCGCAAGUGAGGGAUCCGCAGGCCGUUCCAGCCCAGUACGAAUUCGGAUACGAGGUGGCGGACCCCGAGAGCGGCAACGACUUCGGCCACGCUGAAACCCGGAGCGGCGACAACACUUCGGGACAGUACCGCGUGCUGCUCCCGGACGGCCGCGUUCAGGUCGUCACCUACACCGUGAACGCAGACUCGGGCUUCGUCGCUCAGGUGUCCUAUCAGUGACGGCGCACGAGCGAUGGAGGAAGGACCGACGCUCUACCUCUUGUCUGAUGAUGGCGGUUGUCAUGCAGGCGAGGCUGUACAUGAUUUGUAAUAUGCUUUGGAGAUGAUUUAAUUAUAAUAU